Anthostomella pinea is the source of this 477-nucleotide messenger RNA. NCBI's taxonomy places the organism in Eukaryota, Fungi, Ascomycota, Sordariomycetes, Xylariales, Xylariaceae. The record is from the annotation of a GenBank genome assembly.
AUGACAGACAACUACAAGCGCAUCAACGCCCUCACAAACAAGAAGCUCCAAGAGGACGGCUACUACGUCAUCAAGCAGACCCUGCCUAAGGAUGGCUAUUACAGCAAGGCUCCAGAAGAGAUGAAGCAGCUGAUUGACAAACUGGGUUACCAGCAUGCCUGGAUCGUGGUUGGCCAGGUCAAGAAGUUCAGGGACAAGCUAGAUUUCCAGGCAAUGAUGUAUGACCUUAAAAUGUACGAUCCGUACUAUAUGGGCAGCAAGACCUAUAUCGGAGAAAAGGAUUGGAUAGCCCCCAAGUCAUCGAAUCUUCAAUAUCUCGGCGAGCUUGAUGGCCAAGAUGUUGAGCGGGUUGAGGAUUGGAUUAAAGAAUGGAAGGGGGACGAAGACGACGAGGAUAACCAGCACAUCGACUUUAGCACCGACCAAAAUAACUGCGCCACGUUCGUUGACUGGAUGGCAGAGCAGUUCGGCUUCUAG